UAAGACACAAAUAAAACAGUAUGUGUAAAUGCGAUUGUAUGCAAAAUCCACCCAUAAAUUUUAUUAACUAACACGAGUUUGACAACUGGACUCGCGGGAAAUUAUUCUUGAUUUGGACAAAUAAUAAACACACCCCAGACCAUGAUGAAAAUAAUUAAUGUUUCAGCUAACUUACAUUGAAACUACAUCUAAAAUGGAAAUGACCCCCAAACGUGUAUACUGUUUAUUUAUCUGUCUAAGGUUGUUGUGAUUGUGGAACACAGCUCAAGGUGUCGCUAUCUACCAGUCUAAAAUAUAUUUCAUUCCCACUUCUUUGUUGACGCACCCAUCGGUUAUUCUAGAGAAAAGCAGAUGCGAUGAAGUGACCUCCCGUCGUGUUGUGUGUGUUAUUCUCGUGAUUUUAUGUGGCUCUAACUCAUAUCACGUAUUCAUUACAAUCAUUUCAACAUGGAUGCUAAAAUGAAUGCGUUGUUCUUCUGGAGCUGCUUUUCCGCCGUUCUGUUCCUUAACGCGCACGGAGACGUGAGCUAUUCUUUCCCGGAGGAGAUGAAACGAGGAUCAGUCAUUGGGAAUGUCGCCAAGGAUCUCGGGCUGCAGACGGGAGCGCUCACUAACAGGAGACCCCGCAUUGACACCGACGGGCCUGAAAAACGUUACUGCGAUGUAAACCUGAAUAACGGAGAGCUGAUUGUGGCCGACAGGAUUGACCGUGAGGGCCUUUGUGGUGAGAAGGCUUCGUGCAUCCUGAAACAGGAGCUCGUGCUGGAAAACCCUCUAGAGCUCCAUCGGGUCAGCCUUCAUAUUCAGGAUAUUAAUGAUAACGCGCCACAGUUUAAGGAGAAAAUGGUCAGUUUAGAAAUUCGGGAAUCUGCAGUCAGAGGAGCUCGUUUUGUGCUGGAGGAGGCGCAUGAUGCAGAUGUAGGACAGAAUGCAGUUCAGCAGUACAGCCUUGAAAGGAACGAUCAUUUUAUUUUAGCUGUUGAUAGAAAUAAAAUAGAGCUUGUUCUGGAUAAGGAGCUUGAUCGUGAAAAGUACAAGGAAAUAAAUGUGUUGCUGACAGCUUUAGAUGGAGGAUCUCCUCAGAGAUCAGGUACAGUAGUCAUUCAUGUCUCUGUGCUGGAUGCUAAUGAUAACGCCCCAGUGUUCAGUCAGGAGGUUUAUAAAGCCAGUCUGCCUGAAGACUCUCCUUUAGACACUCUAGUGGUCACAGUUAGUGCAGCUGAUGCUGAUGAGGGACUGAACGGAGAUGUGACUUAUGAUUUUGGUCAUGUGUCUGAUGAGGUCGUGAAAUUGUUUAGUAUCAACAGUAAAACUGGUGAAAUACGCACCAUUGGUUCUGUUGAUUAUGAAAGUACUUCCUCAUAUGAAAUACGUGUUAAAGCAAAGGAUGGUCUUGGGCUUUCAUCUUAUGCUAAAGUCAUCAUUUCUGUUACUGAUGUGAACGACAACGCCCCUGUCAUUAAUGUGAAAUCACUGACCACUCCCAUACCAGAAGACACCUCACCUGGUACAGAGGUGGGCAUCAUCAACGUGCAGGACAGAGACUCUGAGAAGAACCGACAGGUCCGCUGCUCCAUCCAGCAGAACGUUCCUUUUAAGUUGGUUCCUUCUAUCAAAAACUAUUAUUCUCUGGUGACCACAGGACAGCUGGACCGUGAACUAGUGUCUGAUUACAACAUUACAAUCAGUGCCACUGACGAGGGCUCUCCACCUCUGUCCUCCUCUAAAACUGUUCAGUUAUCUGUAGCUGACAUCAACGACAACCCACCUGUGUUUGAGGAGCAGUCCUACAGCACGUAUGUGAGUGAAAAUAACAAACCUGGCUCCACUUUAUGUUCCGUUAGUGCUCGAGACCCGGACUGGAGACAAAACGGUACCGUGAUUUAUUCUCUGUUACCUGCUGAGGUGAACGGCGCGUCGGUGUCCUCCUAUCUAUCAGUUAACGGAGACACGGGGGUGAUCCAUGCUGUCAGGUCGUUUGAUUAUGAACAGCUGAGGAGUUUUAAAGUCCACGUGAUGGCCAGAGACAACGGUUCUCCUCCUCUCAGCAGCAACGUGACCGUGAGUGUGUUCGUAUCAGAUGUGAAUGACAACUCUCCUCAGAUACUGUACCCCGCCUCGGAGGGCAGCUCCUUCAUGACCGAGCUGGUCCCCAAAGCUGCACACGGAGGCUCUCUGGUGUCCAAAGUGAUAGCGGUGGACGCGGACUCUGGACAGAACGCCUGGCUGUCCUAUCAGAUAGUCAGAUCCACUGAUCCGGGACUUUUCACUAUCGGUGUGCACAGCGGAGAGAUCAGGACGCAGCGGGACAUUUCUGAAUCUGACAGCAUGAAACAGAACCUGAUUGUAGCAGUGAAAGAUAACGGACAGCCCUCUCUGUCUGCCACCUGUGCCAUGUAUUUACUGAUUUCUGAUAACUUGGCUGAGGUGCCAGAGCUGAAAGAUAUUUCUUAUGAUGACAAGAACUCCAAACUGACCUCGUAUCUGAUCAUUGCGCUGGUGUGUGUGUCCACCUUCUUCCUGACCUUCAUCAUCAUCGUCCUGGGUGUGAGGUUUUGUCGCAGGAGAAAGCCCAGACUGUUGUUUGAUGGAGCAGUGGCCAUUCCCGGAGCUUAUCUCCCUCCUAAUUACGCAGAUGUUGAUGGAACAGGAACUUUACGCAGCUCCUACAACUAUGACGCCUACCUGACAACAGGAUCUAGAACCAGUGACUUUAAGUUUGUGUCAUCUUACAAUGACAACACGCUGCCUGCUGACCAGACUCUGAAGAAAAGUCCCUCUGAGUUUGUUGAUGUGUUUGGAGACUCUGAUUCUUCCCCAGAGGUACGAGUCCUUUUUUAUUCAAUAGCGUUUAACAGCAAAUCAUGAAGUACCUUAUAGAGUAUAUAUACCAUAUUUCUCUGUAGUCUAUGCCACUGAACAAAAAUGACAAAGAAAGUCCAUAAAACAGCUUAAAGACAAAAUCAAAAACAUGAUUAUAAUAGGAACAAACAUAAUGCUGAAAUGUAAUAAGACGGCAAGAACAAUUUUAAUGAAAUUAGCUCAGAAUUGUUAUUUAAAAGGCGGAGCAUCUGCGAUAAAUCUGAGCUCAGGUUUUUUCAUCGUGGUCUUCUGUAUUGUUAAAGCUAGAAUGCUAGGUACCGUAGCUUUUACGGGUUUAAUGGCUAGUGCCCCUGUUUUUGUCUCGGCAAUCCGGAAAAACAGCUUCAGAACCUGAGAGGAUUUGGAAAUUUACACUGUAAAACAGAUUUGCCUCACCCAGAAUGUGUCAUCGGACGAGAUUAGAACACGAGGGUGAUCAGGUCUCGGCGGCAGGAUUAGCUACGGCGAACGUCGGCAGUUUAGAGCUUUCUCUAUUACCAGUUGCACCAAACAAACACACAUAAGAGACAAAUGAGUACAAAAAAAACACAUUCACUCCCUUUUGAAGGUAAAACAGUCUUGCUAGCACAAACUUUGCAGACUUGGUUAUGUGAGAGAUGAGUCAGCGCUUUGAAAAGAUAUGGAUUAGGAGACAGGAGGCCCCGACUGUUUCAGCAAAACAAAACACAGCAAAAGAGAUUUUAACUGUAAAUAUGUGAACUAACAGAAGUGUCAUGAUUUGAAACGACUGGACUUCCUUGCCAUUAAAUAUGUAGCUUAAAGGACUG
Molecule: messenger RNA, 3650 nt
Organism: Nothobranchius furzeri (turquoise killifish)
Lineage: Eukaryota; Metazoa; Chordata; Actinopteri; Cyprinodontiformes; Nothobranchiidae
Source: RefSeq, a predicted model, not a curated record